GCUCAGCUCACUCAUCAUCUAUAUCUAGUCCUCACUUCCACAGCUCUCUCUUCCCCUUCAAUGGCCAGGGAUUAGCAUAGGGAGAUGGGGAUUGGCUGGCCAUGUGUACGUUAUAAUGUAAAUUAACACACUGAUGGUGGUACUCUUCAGCACGCCGUUUGGUUUUGGUGAUUUAACAAGAUCAGGAACCCAUCUUUUCUCAGCAUAGGCUUAUGUGGGAAUCCUCACAACUCUUCAUACCAAAAUACUACAAAAAGAUGAUUUUUGCUGACAGAACACCCAAAGUGCAAAAAACGAGUCUAGAUUCUUGCUCUAGGACAUGGCUUGUGAAUAGUAGGGGCAUUGCUAGGAAAGUCAAGAAUGCCACUAUAUUUUCUGACUAUCAAAUCAAAGAUUUUGGAGCUGAAGCAGAGCGGGAAUGCCCAAACUGCAAACAUAUUAUUGAUAACAGUGAUGUAUCUUUAGAAUGGCCAGGGCUUCCUGCUGGUGUUAAAUUUGAUCCAUCUGAUCAAGAGCUUUUAGAACAUUUAGCUGGAAAAGUUGGCUUGGAUAAUUCAAAAUCCCAUAUGUUUAUAGAUGAAUUUAUUCCAACUCUCGAAGAGGACCAAGGAAUUUGUUAUACACAUCCUGAAAACCUUCCUGGUGUCAAAAAAGAUGGAAGUAGUGCUCAUUUUUUCCAUCGGACAUCAAAUGCAUAUGCCACUGGCCAACGUAAACGGCGGAAGAUAGAUGGCCAAUAUGGCAUUUCUCAGGAGCAUGUCAGGUGGCACAAGACUGGGAAAACCAAACCUGUGCUUGAGAAUGGUGUUCAAAAAGGUUGGAAGAAAAUAAUGGUUCUAUACAAAAGUUCAAAAAGGGGUUGCAAACCAGAUAAAGCUAACUGGGUGAUGCAUCAGUACCAUCUGGGGUCUGAAGAAGAAGAGAAGGAUGGUGAGCUUGUUGUUUCAAAAGUUUUAUAUCAACCUCAGACAAAGCCUGCUGAGAAGAAUGAAACAGAUAUGGACAAUGAAGACAUGGAUGUGUUGGCAAUAAAAACUGGUCCAAGGACCCCUAAAACAAAUACGCCAAAGCCACCAAGACCAAGAACAAAUUUGCCAGAUGAUGAGGAGCUUGAGCAUAAUUUUCAGAUUAUUCCUGAACAGCUGAAAGACAACCAAGAAACUUCCACAACAGAAUCAGUGUUACCUGUUAGUCUAAAUGAAUGUGUCAAUCCCACAUGGUGUGCUGGUGAAUCUCAAGCUGUUGAGGAUCCUGAUCCAAACAUCAACGAUGAGGCAUUGCUAUGUCAUGAAGAUCUUGAUUCUUUUCCUGCUUUCGAAGAUUCAUCUCUACAAUUCCAAUUCCCCGACUUAGAUCACAGCAAGAAUGAGAUACCAGGGAAGAUCAAUAACUCUCUCAGUGGGAUCUAUGAUCUCGAUAACAUUGAAAUUGACACACCCCCGGAUUUUCAGCUUGCAGAUUUGCAAUUUGGUUCUCAAGACAGCAUUACUAGUUGGCUAGACCGGCUGUAGAGCGAACACCGACAUGUUCCACAGUGGAUAUCAAUAUAGACCCAUUUUUGAGCUUUUUUGCGGGUCAGAAGUUCUGUACUACUGCCUGGUUUGCUUGGUGAAGUAAAUAUAGUUGAAAUACUGAUCUCAUUCCAUCAUAUUCAUGUUUUAAUCCUCAAGUAAUAUAUCAAUGUUGUGCUUUUCUGUUGUUUUGAAUGUGAUCCAGUUGGAUUAUAAUUUCUGUUCCUGCUUAGAAAGGCUGCAGACAAAUCAUUCAUUGUGACAAUUAUAUGCUUUUCAGGCUCUUGAUUAAAGCAGGAGACAAUCAGUAAUUGACUUUCAAACAUCCAACAAAUUUCAUUAAUUGUUUUGCUUUGACCUUAUGAACCUGAGAGAUUAUUUUGUCUGCCUUAUUUUGUUUAAUUGUUCUGUUUUAGUGUGCUUUUUGUGAACUGUUAAUCUUUGGCUGUUAGUGCAAGUAUUGUAUCCAAAUUACUUAAAAAGGGUGUCAAUGUCAAUGUUGUUUU
Molecule: messenger RNA, 2017 nt
Organism: Dioscorea cayenensis subsp. rotundata (Guinea yam)
Lineage: Eukaryota; Viridiplantae; Streptophyta; Magnoliopsida; Dioscoreales; Dioscoreaceae
Product: SUPPRESSOR OF GAMMA RESPONSE 1-like
Exons: 7
Coding region: 213-1511 (432 amino acids)
Biological process (GO): regulation of DNA-templated transcription
Cellular component (GO): nucleus
Molecular function (GO): DNA-binding transcription factor activity; transcription cis-regulatory region binding
Source: RefSeq, a predicted model, not a curated record